Messenger RNA from Trichoderma virens Gv29-8, 1671 nucleotides. RefSeq lists its product as uncharacterized. The transcript is spliced from 2 exons. The record is from RefSeq and is a predicted model, not a curated record. The coding region runs from base 1 to 1671 and encodes 556 amino acids. Lineage: Eukaryota; Fungi; Ascomycota; Sordariomycetes; Hypocreales; Hypocreaceae.
AUGAUACCUUCUCGGCCGCUGCCAUGCAGCGAAGAAUUCUCGACGCCGGAAGAGUAUAUCGAAGCUCUAUUUGAAUUCGCCCGGAACACAGAUGUAUUCCAAAUCCUCUGUGGAGGCGUUCAUAUUCUCGACUUCUUCACCUCGGAUCCAGGCAUCUUCCACUCAGCGCUGCCAGACGAAUGGAAAGAAUUCUUGUUGUCGAGGUUCUCUCUGAGGAGAGAAUUCACACCACGACAGCAGAAACUGCCGGUUCUACCAAAGUCAGUCUCUGUAGGGAUGAAGCCCAAAAAAAUCCACGAGGUUGUCAACUUUGCAGACUAUGUUGAUGCCCUCUCGGAGGACAUUUCUCAGCAGACCGGGAGCGAGAUAUCCCACUUCGUGGACUUUGGCAGUGGCCAGAAUUAUCUUGGUAGGGCUCUCGCCUGCGAGCCUUAUAACCGUCACGUUGUGGCUGUGGAAGGCAGAGACCACAAUGUCACGGCAGCCAAGGUGUAUGAUUUGACUUCCAAAUUAGCUGUUCGGCCCAAGAUGAAGAGGAAUAAGAAGAUGUGGAACAAGGCAUUGGAAACUCUCAGCCCAGAGGAGCAAAAGAAUCAGGAGGCAGUACAGGCAGCUAUCAAGCAGGUCGAGGGGACUGAAGAUUUUGAGUUUCAGCCAAUGAACAUUCACGAGGCCGAGUACGUGGCUGAAGAAGGGAAAGGAGGUGUUCAAUACAUCUCAGGAAGGCUGGAUAGUGGCGAUCUCUCAGAAGUUAUAGAGGGUAUCCAACACAGAAAGCUCAAGGAUGGAUCUGAGGAAGACCUCAAUCUAAUGGCCGUCUCUAUCCAUUCCUGCGGCAACCUGUCACACUACGGCAUUCGAUCUCUCAUCAUGAACCCCGAUAUACGAGCUGUUGCAAUUGUCGGUUGCUGCUACAACCUCCUGACAGAGAAACUGGGACCCCCAAGUUACAAGCAGCCCUACCUACGACCCAGUCUUCAGGCGCUCAACGGCAGAAUUGUCCGCGAAUCUGAAAAGCGAGAUCCGCAGGGCUUCCCUAUGAGCCAGCAGUUCUCGUCUUACCAAGGUGACGGCAUUCGCCUCAACAUCACGGCCCGCAUGAUGGCCUGCCAAGCACCACAGAACUGGACACGAGUAGAGAGCGAAGGCUUCUUCACCCGACACUUCUUCCGGGCUGUUCUGCAGCGAAUAUUCUUGGACCGUGGCGUGGUAACCCGCGUUUGGCACGAUGAUUCCGUCAAAGAUGGCCAAGACGAGGAGCAGGCAAGCCCCUUUAACAUGAGCACGAACCCCGUGGUUAUCGGAUCGCUGCGCAAAAGUUGCUACGGAUCGUUCAAGGCCUACGUGCGGGGAGCCGUGGAGAAGCUGACGACGAGCACGGAAUACAAGCAGUACGCGGCCGUGAUGAACGAGAAGAUGGCGGACAUAUCAGAUGCGGAAAUCGAAAAGUACGAGGCCAUGUACGAGCCGCGGAAGAAGGAGCUGUGCGUGAUUUGGUCGCUGAUGGCACUGAGCGCGGCGGUGGUGGAAUCGCUCAUCGUGGCAGACCGGUGGACGUUCCUAAAGGAGCACGACGACGUCGUCAAGCAUGCCUGGGUGGAGACGGUGUUUGAUUAUGGUGAGAGCCCAAGGAAUCUGGUGGUUGUUGGAGUGAAGAAGGAUGGUGUUUAA